UAGCAGUUAGUAUAGCAACUGUACUACACUAUCUCCUUAUCAGAAUGUUUAUCCUUUCAUGAGAAUAACACCAGCAUGGAAUCUUUUCUUGAUACAGAGACCUGUCUUCUCGUCCCUUUCCGCGAGUGGAACAAAGUUGUCCACAUUGUCCCGUGCUGAUGCACAAAGUUGUGUCGCUUGGUCAGAUAAAUGGCCGCCACCAAAUUUCAGUCUCCCUGGAUUUCCGGGAACUCGUUGCGGAGCAGACGUCUGCCGAGUUCCGUGCCAAAAGACCUCUUUAGGGCAAACUAAAUUGUGCUGAAAUGAUCCAUGAUAAACCACUACCCUUUACAGCACAUUUUCAAACUGCAAAGGCUAAAGCUGUAUUGGCCUUUCUUUCUUUUUUGAUAAAAGGAUCAGGCCAUAGCAAAGUGGAGCCUGAAAGGCUUGCGCUUGAUUUGCCUAGAAAUGGGAGCAAAUAAACACGUGCUUUGAUCAAAGGUGCCCUGAUCAUCAGGUCAUGUGUAAGCUGCACCAUCAGCAUCAGGAGUGCCCUUGCUCAACAAUUCAGUCCAUUCAGCUUUGAUCUUCUUCUCUUCGGCCAGAACAAUGGCCACUGCUCCAUGCUUAUCCGUUGACGUGGUUCCUGCUCUGAUCCUGUGUACCUCGUCACUGUCAGCACUCCAUUUCCUUCACUUGCUCUGCUUCAAUUCCUUCCGAUCCGGAUCUCUGCAGCAAUGUUUCUCCCGUCUUCUUGCUCGCUCCUCUCUCGCCAGGGAAUGUCAGUGAAGUGCAGACUGCAGAGGAGAGCAGAGGGCGCGGAGUUCAGACGCGUCGCGUGCGGAUAGGCAAGGCAAGGCAACGCAAGAGACCGGAUACCAUUCCCCCCCGGCCACCGCCAUUCCAUUCUUGGCAAUCACUCCCUACCUCGACUCCCGCCGAGAGAGCCCGGCCGGGCAAGCAAACGGCCACCCACCCCUCGCCGCCGGCGUGCGCGCGGGGGAGAAGUACUAAACUAACCGCUCGUGGGGGCGCGCCCCAUGGCCGCGCCGCCGUGCCCCGCGCCCCACGCAACGUGCCCCGCACGCCGCCAGCCGCCUGCUCCUCUAAUGCCCGCCCCCCGCGCUGCCACCACGCCUUCCUCCUCCUCCUCCAACUCCUCCCCCUCCCCCGCUGCUCGCCAAGCUCCUCGCCGUGCCGCUGGGAGACGGCGGCGGUGAUGGCGCCGCGGUGGAAGUCCGGCGACGGGCGCCGGCGGCUGCUCCUGCUCCUCUGCUGCAGCCUUCUCGCCUUCCCCUGCCACUGCCAAGUCACCAACGUCUCCCACCGCUCAGACCAAGGCAUCCACUCGUUCGUGGGCACGUACGGCAUCAACUACGGGCGCAUCGCCGACAACCUGCCGGCGCCGGAGGACGUGGUGCGGCUGCUGAAGCUGGCCCGGAUCCGGAACGUGAAGAUCUACGACGCGGAACACAAGGUGCUGGACGCGUUCCGGGGCAGCGGGCUCAACCUGGUGGUGGCCAUCCCCAACGAGUUCCUCAAGGACAUGGCCGCCAACCCGAGCAAGGCCAUGGACUGGCUGAACGAGAACGUGCAGCCCUACUACCCGGCCACGCGCAUCGUCGGCAUCACCGUCGGGAACGAGGUGCUGGGCGGCGGCGACGCGGGGCUCGCCGAGGCGCUCGUCGGCGCCGUCGCCAACGUGCACGACGCGCUCCGGAUGCUCCGCCUCGACCGCCGGAUCGAGCUCUCCACGCCGCACUCGGAGGGCGUCUUUGCCAACUCGUACCCGCCCUCCGCCUGCGUCUUCCGCGACGACCUCAUGGUGUACCUCCGCCCGCUGCUCGACUUCUUCUCCAAGACCGGCGCGCCCUUCUACGUCAACGCCUACCCGUUCCUCGCCUACAUGAGCGACCCGUCGCACAUCGACAUCAACUACGCGCUCUUCAAGCCCAACGCCGGCAUCGUCGACCCCAAGACCGGCCUGCACUACGACAACAUGUUCGAGGCGCAGCUCGACGCCGCCUACUUCGCGCUCGAGGCCGCCGGGUACCCGGGCAUGGAGGUGCGCGUGGCGGAGACCGGCUGGGCGUCCGCCGGCGACGCCACCGAGGCCGGCGCCGGCCUGGCGAACGCCAUCACCUACAACCGCAACCUCCGGAAGCGCCUCUUCCUGCGCAAGGGGACGCCCUACAGGCCCGGCCGGGUGGCCAAGGCCUACAUCUUCGCGCUCUUCAACGAGAACCUCAAGCCCGGGCCCACCACCGAGCGCCACUACGGCCUCUUCAAGCCCGACGGCAGCGUCUCCAUCAACAUCGGCCUCAAGGGGCUCGUGCCAUCCUCCGCGCCGCCGCCGCCAUCGUCUCCCAUGGCCUUGUUCAAGGCACGGGGGUGGAUUGUACGGUACUCGGCUGCGCUUCUUCCAUGUACAUUGAUUUUUCUAGCAUUAGCAACAUGACCACAGAUUAGCACGCAUGGCUGCAAACUGUAUAGUGUGUUAGGACCAUGCUUCUUGAACUGGAUGCUCAUGGCGCUCAUCAAGAGCUAGCUGCUGCUCCAGGCUUGAGGCUGGGGACAAGUGCAUGCGGUUUAUUAACACCGAUUCUUUCGAUGGAACUUCAUAGAAAAAUUGAGGUGUCGAAUUUCAACAGUUGAUUCGGAUCACAGUUACGUUCAGAAUUUUAGUUUUACUUGCAUGACCACCAGAUGCAGUUCUCAUUUCUGUACAAAGUAAUCAAGCCUCAUGGUUCAUAGUUCAGCCUGAUCUCCUUAAAUCUGAAACUUCAACUUUACCUCUUCUA
Messenger RNA from Panicum virgatum (switchgrass), 2780 nucleotides. RefSeq names its product glucan endo-1,3-beta-glucosidase 14-like. Gene Ontology annotation, biological process: carbohydrate metabolic process. The coding region runs from base 1199 to 2437 and encodes 412 amino acids. The transcript is spliced from 3 exons. The record is from RefSeq and is a predicted model, not a curated record. Gene Ontology annotation, molecular function: hydrolase activity, hydrolyzing O-glycosyl compounds. Gene Ontology annotation, cellular component: plasma membrane. Lineage: Eukaryota; Viridiplantae; Streptophyta; Magnoliopsida; Poales; Poaceae.